Molecule: messenger RNA, 3163 nt
Organism: Fopius arisanus
Lineage: Eukaryota; Metazoa; Arthropoda; Insecta; Hymenoptera; Braconidae
Gene: BtbVII
Product: BTB-protein-VII
Exons: 4
Coding region: 561-2084 (507 amino acids)
Biological process (GO): regulation of transcription by RNA polymerase II
Cellular component (GO): nucleus
Molecular function (GO): protein binding; DNA binding
Source: RefSeq, a predicted model, not a curated record
CAGAAGGGGUUGUUAAUUCUCAAGAGUGGCAAACGUUCUCCAAAAGCCGACCCCCGCCUGGUGUAUUGAUCAUCCCCAAUUUAUGAAUAUCCCAGUUUGACAUUAACCAAUAAGUCCCCUCUCCCCCUCCUCGUUGCACCAACAACCGAAAACAAUUAUCAGUGUUACAACUAAUCCAGGGGACAUCCGCUAUCGAGUAUCGAAUGAAUUAUCAUUACAUUUGCGACGCAGUAGAGCCACAUUCUAUCGCUCUUCUUAUGACGUCACUCUCCGGGAGUUACACAAGCGUCAUCGGCCAGUCUACCUGAUAAAUUUAGCAAACAACCGAGAAAACAGCAAGCAAAAAAUCCGAUAAUAACAUAAUCGACGGCCAAUUGUCUCCAGUGAAUCCAACGACUCGUUUCCACCAGUGAAUUUCACCACAAGUUAUUCCAUCGAGAAAAGCCAUUUGCAAAAAUCAUUUUGCAUUUCCAUUUUAUUCUAUGAAAAAUAUGUGAAAAGCCGCCAAUUGUUGUCUUCAUUCAGGAAGAAAAGAGCCCACUGGGGAAUUGAGUGAUAAAAUGUCGAUGCAACAGUUCUGCCUUCGUUGGAACAAUCACCAGCCAAAUUUCAUAUCCGUAUUCUCGACUCUGUUGAGUAAUGAGACACUGGUUGAUGUGACACUUGCUGCUGAGGGGAGACACUUGCAAGCACACAAAGUCGUGCUGUCAGCGUGCAGCACGUAUUUUCAAUCGUUGUUCACGGUUAAUCCAUGUCAGCAUCCCAUUGUCAUUCUGAAGGAUGUGAAGUUCUCGGAUCUCAAAAUUAUGGUGGAUUUUAUGUACUACGGGGAGGUGAAUGUUUCUCAGGAUCAAUUGCCAUCAAUUAUUAAGACUGCAGAGAGUUUAAAGAUCAAAGGUCUAGCCGAGAUGCAUACAGCGUCAUUAACGAAGUGGCCAAGUGGUAGUUCAGAGCCGAGUGAUGGAAAUCGGGGUGAAUCGUGCUCACCGAGUCCAUCACCCAUGUCACCAUCGUACAGGAGGAAGAGAUUGAGGAAGACGUCGACAGGCUCCACGUCUGGCUCUGGUGAUAAGCAAGAGGAGGUCAACGAGAUAACUCUUGUUGCCACUAAUAUUGUCAAACCAGAGCCACUGAUUAUGACGCAGGAAAGUGGUGAGAGCUUGAGACGUCCUAUUAACACCAGCACUGAGUCACAAGGGAGCAUCGACGAAGAUCAAAUAUCAAUCAUGAGCAACAUGGAGAGCAGUUCAGCAACAACCCCAGCACAAAGUGAGGGCUCAAUGCAGGACGUGAGUCAGCAAUCAGGUACAAACGUUGGACAGAGUUCACUAUCAGCCGGACAGGCAUCAGCCCAUCAAGGAUUGCAAUGGACAAUCAUGGAGCACACGUAUCCACGUUUCGCUCUAUCCUCGUGUCAAACGAAUCUGUCGAUCCAAGCAUCAUCAGCAUUCACGACCCCCGAAAUAACGGCAUCAUCGAGCAUCAACGAUCAGUACCCUGGUACAAAUGCACCAGGAUCGAGUUGUGCUUUAACGAAUUACACGAGUCCAACGCACGGAGGUCUGCAGCCAUCGUCUGGUGGCCCAUCGCCAUCAGGCCAAUGUUCAAAUACAUGUCAGAGUCCCUGUGCCAGUCCCCAGGCAACAGUCAAGAGAAAGAGAUCAACGAAUCCACAGGCUGAUGAGAAUUUUAUCAGAGCACUUGAUGCUGUGCGUUAUGGUGGCAUUGGUUUCUGCAAAGCUGCCAGGAUGUUUGGUGUCAACAACAGAACACUCUGGCUCGAGUACAAGAAGAGGGGAUAUCCGAAUAAUCGACCGAGUCUCAAGUCAAGGGUCAAGCAGGAAGCACCAACGUCACCACCACCUGCACCACCUUCACAGCCUGUCAACUCUCAGAGUCCAACCCCAAUGGGCCCUCCAAACACACCUCACAGCACUCACAAUACUCUCAAUACUCAUACUAUGCUCACAGCACACAGCCCUCACAUGCUCAGCAGUUACGUCGACACCAGGCAUAAUGAUUACUCAUUACCCAACACCAACAUGCCCAUCAAUCUGCAUGGGGUUAAUUACAAUGCCAUGUGAAAUGAUGCGUUUUCUUAUGUGUACAAAUAGGACGAGCUCUCGGGGGACAGUGGAGGGUAAUCAGUUUUUUUUUUUGAUUUUUGUGACUCGUUCGCCACUCAAGGGGAAAUUUUUCCAAAAAUCGACUAUUGCCAUUCCACUGACUCCGGGGAUUUUCUCGAUUGAAAACUUGUAGAUUUCAUUCACUCGUUCCUUCUCAUUAUUUUAUUUUCGUUCGGUGGAUAUUGAGGAAAUGACCUUCGUCGAAAUUGAUAGGAAAUUCUUGGAUGAAAAAUUCUGGGAUUUUAUCCCUUUUCAUCCCUUUUUAUCCAUCGAUUUUAAUUUGAUUUUUUUUUUUCAAUUCAUGAUUUCUACUCCUCCACUAAAAAUAAAACCGGUGUCACGGUGAAGUGGUUAAAAAAAUGAAUGCAAUAAAUAAAUUCAAUGCAUUUGUCUUUUUUUACUGCUUUACUAUCGAGUUCUCUUCAGUUUUCUUUCUUUCGUGCUUAAACGUAGGUGAUAGGAUCCGUAGGUGUAUAAAAAUGAUGGAAUUCUGUAAAUAAUUUCUCCUGGUGAUUUAAUUUAAUGUCAGCUGUAAUUCACUAUUCCACAUGUCGUACGCUGGAGUAUUUCAUACUGUGUAUUGUUUACCAGUUUUCGUACGUUGAUAAAUUCGACUUUUUAAAAAAAAAGAAAAUGCGCCUACUGUAAGUAGCAAUGUUGAGUCGACAUUGAUUUUUUAGAGGCCACACGAUCAAGAAUUGACUGAGUUCACUCGAAGGUCGAUCGUUACUCUAUAUAAUAAUUAAAUACAAUAAUUCUAAUGAACAAGUAUUACAGGAAGAGGUAUUAAACGAAAGAGACAUGAAUAACUGAUUUAGGAGAUUCCGUUCAUUUCAUUUACCUGUCACUAUUGUUCCUGAGUAUUGAUCAGUGAAUUGAUCAUCGAAAAUGACAAUUCCCUGAUCAACGACGUUCAAUAAUGCUGACAAUAAAUAAUCGUGAUUAGUCGCACCUCUUGAAUUCAGUUGCGUAAUUAUUUAUUAAUUGUAAUGGCAGUUUAUAUUUAAUAAAAAUUAAGAAAAUCAUGAAACUCACUA